Messenger RNA from Melospiza melodia melodia, 3125 nucleotides. RefSeq names its product fibroblast growth factor 9 (gene FGF9). The transcript has 3 exons. The record is from RefSeq and is a predicted model, not a curated record. Gene Ontology annotation, cellular component: cytoplasm. Lineage: Eukaryota; Metazoa; Chordata; Aves; Passeriformes; Passerellidae. Gene Ontology annotation, molecular function: fibroblast growth factor receptor binding; growth factor activity. Gene Ontology annotation, biological process: positive regulation of protein phosphorylation; lung development; positive regulation of epithelial cell proliferation. Bases 1032 to 1658 code for a protein of 208 amino acids.
CUCCCCCAAAGUUUCGCCCACUUAUUUAUUUAUUUGCCGGCGAGCGCCGCGCUGCCGCAGAGCAGCAAGAGCCGCUCCGCGCCGUGCCGAGCGCUGGAAGCGGCUCGGUAUUGCAGCAGGUAGGGCUGAGCGCUAGGACCUCGGAGAAUCCUUCCAGCAGCAAUCAGGACUACCUUAAACCCAGCCCAAUGCCUCUUCCUGCGCCAGUCUGCGUGCUGGAUGGAGAUCCACAGUCAAGAGCUGCAGCUCAGUGCUGGAGUACAACAUUUCACAGGGAGCCCUGCAGAAGCAACACCUGUUUCGAGCCAGCCAAGAAAGACACAAGCACUUGUAUGUUGCUGCUUUGCUUGUGGAUCGUCAAUAAUCCUAAACCAGUGGACAUCUGCUGAGCCUCCUGAGAAUUCUGGAUAAUAGAUUUGGACGUCAAAAGUUUUUUUUUCCUUUUUCUUUUUUCCAUUUUUUUUUUGGAUUUAUCUCAGCCAACAACGUGAGAUUUCCCCCCUCCCCCUUUGCAGGAUUCAUGCUGAUGUAUGCAGUCUGUUAUAGAGUAAAAACAGCGCAUGCCUUUCUGGAGUCAGAAUCCAUAAAUCCUGACGUAGCCUGUGCAUCUUAAAAAAAAAAUCCCUAUAACGCCUAGGUAUUUAAGUUGCUAUGGUCAUUCUUAUCUUAAACCAAAUGGAGAAACUACGGAUUUUUUUCUUUAUUACAGUUGGAUGGGCUGAAGACCGUAUUGCUUGCUAAGAGCUGGGGAUAUAUGCAUUUAUAUAGAUAUACACAUCUAUAUGUUUAUAAAUAUGUCAGUGUGUGAGUAUAAAGUGGUGGUUUCUUAGACUAACUGGUUUGACCUUGAACCUGUACCAGUCAAAACAGAAUAUUACUUUUAUUUAUGCAUUUAAUGGAUUGAAGAAAGAACAUUUUCUCUGUAACUGCGCUAGGGAGGGGAGAGGAGUGGAAUAUACCUAAUCUUAUAUCUCCUGGGUUUGGCACCAUCAUUAUUGUUUAUUCUCAUUCUCUAAAAGCAGAAUCUUCUGAUGGCUCCCUUAGGUGAAGUUGGGAACUAUUUCGGUGUGCAGGAUGCAGUACCCUUUGGGAAUGUGCCCGUUUUGCCGGUGGAUAGUCCGGUUUUGUUAAGUGACCACCUGGGUCAGUCUGAGGCAGGUGGGCUACCCAGGGGGCCUGCGGUCACGGACUUGGACCAUUUAAAGGGGAUCCUCAGGCGGAGGCAGCUAUACUGCAGGACUGGAUUUCAUUUAGAAAUCUUCCCCAAUGGUACUAUCCAGGGAACCAGGCAAGACCACAGCAGAUUUGGUAUACUGGAAUUUAUCAGUAUAGCAGUGGGCUUGGUCAGCAUCCGAGGAGUCGACAGUGGACUUUACCUUGGAAUGAAUGAGAAAGGAGAACUGUAUGGCUCGGAAAAAUUAACCCAGGAGUGUGUAUUCAGAGAGCAAUUUGAAGAAAACUGGUAUAACACAUAUUCAUCAAAUCUAUAUAAACAUGUGGACACUGGAAGACGAUACUACGUUGCGUUAAAUAAAGAUGGGACUCCAAGAGAAGGGACUAGGACUAAACGGCAUCAAAAAUUUACACAUUUUUUACCUAGACCGGUGGACCCUGAGAAAGUACCAGAACUAUAUAAGGAUAUUUUAAGCCAAAGUUGACAAAGACAAUUCCUUCACUUGAGCCCUUAAAAAGUAACCACUAUAAAGGUUUCAUGCGGUGGGUUCUUAUUGAUUAGCUGUGUCAUCACAUCAGCUCCACUGUUGCCAAACUUUGUCGCAUGCAUAAUGUAUGAUGGAGGCUUGGAUGGAACAUGCUGAUUUUGUUCUGCACUUAAAGGUUUGUCCUCCUGGAGGAGAGCCUAUGCCCACUCGCUUGAUUUAGUACGAGAGGGAGCGCGAGAGAGUGAGUGCGAGAGAGAGAGAAAGGGAGAGGAUGAAUGGGAGUGAGAGCGCGAGAGAGAGGAGCCGAGGGGAGGAGGAGGGUGAGGAGGAGGAGGAGGAGGAAGGCCUGAUGCAUGCUGGGGAAUAGACACGCUUUUAAAUUUUUGAUCAGUUGUACUUCGUCAUAUAUCAGCAUAGCUGCCAUACUUUGAUUCAUCAGGAUUUUUGGCUGGUGGCCUGCUCAAGUGUACGCUGCAUUUACAAAGGCAUGGAGGGUGCAGUCUUACUUAAACAAGAGACUUUUCAGUUAAUCGCUCUCUGGGUCUCACCCCACUGAGUUUAAAGCAAAGACCUCUUAGUAAAAAAAAUAAAAAUAAAAAGUUAAAUUUAUUUAUAGAAAUUCCAAAGGCAACAUUUUAUUUAUUUUAUAUAUUUAUUUAUUAUAUAGAGUUUAUUUUUAAUGAAAUAUGUACAGGCCAGAUAGGCAUUUUGGAAGCUUUAGGCUCUGUAAGCAUUGAAAUGGCAAAGGCCACUAUGAACCUGUGGUAAAUUCAUGCAAGUAAAUAUAAAGGUGCAUGGAUAAAAAAAAAAGCCAACAAUAAAAAGGUAAUGACAAUAAUAAAUUCUAGUGACCCUCAUGUACUAAAGGCGACAAUCUCUUUUGUGCCCAUAUUAUUGUACGAGUAUGCACACCACUCAUGACACUGAGUCCUCACUCUUCUGACUGCUUGUUUCAUAGCUUACCCCAGAGGAUUAAAGAGAAAACUGGGUCUUCAACUUUUUUUUAUGUGUCUGUAAUAUUUCCUCUCAGAUAAAGUGACUUCUUACAUCAUUGUAAAUUUCACAGCUGUGGAAAAUAUAGGAGUUGGAAUAUAUUCUACUUGUUAAAACCUAUUGCAGAUUAUACCAAAGCUAAAUGAUAAAUAUGCUAUUUUUUUUUCCUAAAGAGAAUGCCAGAAACAACAUAAGUAAUACCAACAACAAUUAUACUAAUUUUAAGAUUCCACAAAGAACACAUAAAUAUUUCAGAGGGCAAGAACCAGGUUAACAGGAUCACUCUUGUAAACAUGUUUAUUUGUGCACUUGACUAUCUACUAUGAAAUGAUACAAGUUCCAUAGGGGUCAUUGUAAUACCUUUUAUGGAAAAUUGCUUUCAGUGUGAACUGUCAUAAUACAUGAUAUUAGCACCCUUCCUAAAGUAAAACUUGCAAAAUGAAACUAAUAAAUCUCUAUCAAUAAUGACAA